AUGGCCGCCACCGCUGAAAAGCAGGCGCCCUUCGAUCCCAAAUUCGACGACUAUGACUUCCCAACCACUGCGCCCGAGUCCAAGCCUGGCCACCCGGGCCACACAACGUCCGAGCAGGAUGAGAAGGUCGCUCAGCUGCGCUCCGAGCUGGAGCAGCUCGGUUACACGGAGCGUCUGGAUACCCUGACCAUGCUGCGGUUCCUGCGGGCUCGCAAGUUCAACGUCGAGGCUGCCAAGACCAUGUACUUCAGGUUCAUCGAGUGCGAAAAGUGGAGGAAGGAAUUUGGCACGGACACGCUGGCGGCCACGUUUGAGUACAAGGAGAAGGCGGAUGUGUUCAAGUUCUAUCCUCAAUACUACCACAAGACGGACAAGGACGGCCGGCCGGUGUAUAUCGAGAAAUUGGGCAAGAUCGACCUGAACGCAAUGUACAAGAUCACGACGGCGGACCGGAUGCUGCAGAACCUGGUGACCGAGUACGAGAAGCUGGCGGACCCGCGACUGCCCGCAUGCUCGCGCAAGGCGGGCAAGCUGCUGGAGACGUGCUGCACGAUCAUGGACCUGAAGGGGGUGGGUAUCACCAGCAUCCCGUCGGUGUACGGGUACAUCCGGCAGGCGUCGGCCAUCUCGCAGAACUACUACCCCGAACGGCUGGGGAAGCUGUACCUGAUCAACGCUCCCUGGGGGUUCAGCAGCGCCUUCAACGCCGUCAAGAGCUUCCUCGACCCCGUCACCGUCGAGAAGAUCCACAUCCUCGGCUCCGGUUACCAGAAGGAACUCCUCGCCCAGGUCCCCGCCGAUAGUCUCCCCGUCGAGUUUGGCGGUACCUGUCAGUGCGAGGGAGGCUGUGAGCUCAGUGACAUGGGCCCCUGGCAGGAAGCCGAGUGGGCUAAGCCCCCUAAAUGGUCCUCUCCGUAG
Messenger RNA from Penicilliopsis zonata CBS 506.65, 918 nucleotides. RefSeq lists its product as hypothetical. The coding region runs from base 1 to 918 and encodes 305 amino acids. Lineage: Eukaryota; Fungi; Ascomycota; Eurotiomycetes; Eurotiales; Aspergillaceae. The record is from RefSeq and is a predicted model, not a curated record. The transcript has 3 exons.